AUGUUAAACUUUAAUGGGUCAACCAAAAGACGAAAUGUAAACUUAGGGUCCCGUAGUCAGGUUAAGAGGACUGAUUUGAUAGAAAGGGCCAAAAUAGAACGUGAAAGGAGGGCAGAGGAAAAGAAAUCCAAUGAAGCUGCCAUUUUGAUCCAGAAAACUGCUAGACAGUGGCUAAUCAAGAAGAAGGUAUUUGCUGCAUUCCUCAAGGGUACAAAUAUUCAUGUAUAUAGGUUGAUUGUGGCAUUUUCGCCAAGCAUCUUCUAUUUUACCUCGAAGGCAGACAUGGAGUCGUUAAUCAAACAAUGCUCCAUAGAUGAUGCAACCGUGUACUGGAAGGCGACUAGAUUGUUGGAACUAAGCCCUGUUUUAAAUAUACCGAACGAUCUGAUUCAAACUAUAACGUUCAAGCUAAAUAAUUCAAGGUAUGACCCCUUAACCCCCCCCAUACCGCAACGUUAUUCAGCUGCAACAAAGCUAACUAGAAGCAGGGAGAUAGAAAAUAUCAUACAAUCAAGAUUAUCAAUUAUGCAAUCUUCGACGGGUAUUUUAAGUGAUGAUUUUCUUGAACAACUUUUGGAAGUUGUACCUAAUGAGAGGGUUUUCAUGGAUUUUGAAGCUAUAAAGUGGUCAUCACUAUACACAAUGGACCAUGCUUCAGUUAGAAGAAUGGAGAAUCUAACCAAUUGGUUGAAAAAAAUAUCAAAAAUAUUAUGCCCAGAAAUAGUAUUGCUUCAAGAGCAAUUAUCAGAUGAUAUAAUAUAUUACAUGGUGUUUCUGUUUGCUGACCUAAAUGGCCCCAUAUCAUCUACCAUAUGUUCAGUUAUCUGCUCAUGUAUGAGUAAGAAUAAGAGCUUCAAAUUUGAUUCUGAAAACUAUUUCUUCUCUUAUGUGGAAAAGUUAUAUUCUUAUAGUUUAGCUAGCAUCUUAUGCGAGUUUUUUCAUACCAAGUCGGUAUUAGAUGCUAGUGUUUAUGCUAGAACACUUAUUAAAAAUGCUCCAAGCCCUAGACAUUCCCAAGUAUUGUUAUUAGGAUUGGUUGCAGAUAACAAAGCUAUGGAUUCAUUAAUAAAGGGGUGUAAUAAUAAUGAAGAUGUGAAUGAGGACGUAUUUUUGUUGUUGGUUGAAUGUUUAGACGUCUAUCUGUUAUACGUUGGUGAUACCACUUUCUUAGGGCCAAGGAGUAGCUUCCUGCUAGAGUAUGUCAUUAAAUUCUGCAAAUUGUUAAAGUUUAAGAUAAUAGAACUAAUUAUGGGUCAUCAAAAUGAAUACGAUUCCUUCAAAAUGCACAACUUUCUAUCAUUGGCACAGAAACUGCAUGCCCGUAGCUCAAGGUCUAACUUUCUACCUUUUGAGGAGACUUAUGAUUUUUGGGUCAUAACAAAUAACACUAUACAACGGUGCGAUCUCACCGAAGUGCUCCUCAAUUUUGAUGAUUAUUAUAGAAAGGAACUUGAUGCUUUAACAGGCGGCGACGAUAAUAAGUUCGACGCAUUGAAUUUUGAUCGCAGAGGGUAUGAAAACUCCAUAAAAGAGAAAUUCUUUGAAUUGAAAUCCCCCAAAAAUGCUCCCUGGGGUUCACUGACUUUACGAAAACUUGAUAUUCUUUUAAGGGCUCCAUUCCUAAUUCCCUUCAAUGAACGUGUUUCAUAUUUUGAAAAGUUGAUCCAGCAUGAUAACGAAAGGUUGCACUCAAGGUCGGAUCUCUAUUUUGCUUUUGGACUUACUCAACAGUUUUUCCCCAAUGGCAGGCGUCAAAGGGCAACGAUUUCAAGAUCUAGAAUACUAGAAGAUGCAUAUGAAGCAUUUAAUCCGAUUGGAGAAGCUUUUAAGGAACAACUUGCAGUUACAUUUGUUAAUGAAUUUGGCCCUGAGGUCGGCAUUGACGGCGGUGGAAUAACAAAGGAAUUUCUAACUAGCAUAAGUGACGAGGGAUUUAACAAGGAUAAGUAUGGUUUAUUUGAAAGUAAUAGUUCUUAUGAGUUAUAUCCUUCAGAUACUGCCACUUCACCUCUGCAAUUGAAAUACCUUCAAUUCUUGGGCAAGAUAUUGGGUAAAUGUCUUUACGAAAAGGUCCUUAUUGAUGUUAAUUUCGCAGAUUUUUUCUUGCACAAACUUUUAAACACAUCAAAGAAUAUGGUUUGCUCUUUUGACAAUUUAUCAUCUUUUGAUCAAGAGUUGUAUGACAAUUUGAAUAAAUUAUUCGACAUGACCAAUGACGAGCUUCUGCAAUUAGAUUUGAGAAUGGAACUUUUUGAUAAUGCCACCAAAAAGUUUGUUGAGCUUAUUCCUGGGGGUUCCGAUAUACCAGUUAGUGUCACAAAUGUUCGGCAGUAUGCUAUGGCAAUCGCUAGUUACAAGAUCAACGCUAAAUUGUAUAAACCAACUCUAUUUUUUCAAACUGGGAUGUCAACAAUAAUCCCACCUCAUUGGAUCUCAAUAUUCAGCAGUCGUGAAAUAAGUAAUUUGAUUUCUGGGGGUGGCAAAGAUAUUGAUUUAUCAGACUUAAAGGCCAAUGUCACAUAUGGUGGUUAUGUGGAAACUGACAAGACUAUUCAAGAUUUGUGGCAGUUGCUAAUUGAAUUUACCCCCGAGGAAAGAUGUAAAUUUAUUAAAUUCGCCACUUCCGUCCCUAGAGCUCCACUCCUAGGUUUCCAAAUGUUAAACCCGAAUUUUGGAAUCCACAAUGCAGGUAGGGAUGGUAAUAGGCUACCUACCGCAUCGACUUGCGUAAACCUAUUGAAGCUUCCAGACUACCAAGACAAAAAUCUACUCAGAGAAAAAUUGCUUUACGCAAUUAACGCAGAAGCCAGGUUCGACUUGUCCUAA
Messenger RNA from Eremothecium cymbalariae DBVPG#7215, 2826 nucleotides. It is a transcript of the gene HUL5, whose product is annotated as ubiquitin-ubiquitin ligase HUL5. Gene Ontology annotation, molecular function: ubiquitin protein ligase activity. Gene Ontology annotation, biological process: protein polyubiquitination; ubiquitin-dependent protein catabolic process. The coding region runs from base 1 to 2826 and encodes 941 amino acids. NCBI's taxonomy places the organism in Eukaryota, Fungi, Ascomycota, Saccharomycetes, Saccharomycetales, Saccharomycetaceae. The record is from RefSeq and is a predicted model, not a curated record. The transcript has a single exon.